Messenger RNA from Lytechinus pictus (painted urchin), 1632 nucleotides. RefSeq lists its product as uncharacterized. The transcript is spliced from 2 exons. The record is from RefSeq and is a predicted model, not a curated record. Bases 1 to 1632 code for a protein of 543 amino acids. NCBI's taxonomy places the organism in Eukaryota, Metazoa, Echinodermata, Echinoidea, Temnopleuroida, Toxopneustidae.
AUGACUGGUGGUCGUCGUAAAGGAAGAGGUCGUGGAGGCCGCAGAGGCAACAAGGAGCUUCCCAACCCCAAUCCGGACACUCAGCAGCCAAGCCAAGACCAUGAGCUUAUUCCCAACCCGGAUCAUCGGGAGACCAGCCUGGAUCAUGAGCUUACUCCCAACCUGGACCAUCGCCAGCCAAGUCUGGACCCUGAUGUUGCCCUUGAGCAUGGUGACGUGGUGGAUGCUCAAUCCUUUCCUUCCUCGUCCCCUCAACGCUCCCCAACUCAUUCGCAUACUGGGUCCGUAGACAGCCAUGUAUCACUGGCAUCGCAUGUGUCGUCAGUCGCAGAGAUCCUCCCCAAAAAAGGCAAAAAGAGAGAAAAAAGGGCCAACAAGCUGUCUGAUGAGGAGGAGGAAUUGAUGGUCGCCUUCCUGGAGGAACACGAGAUGCUUUGGAACAAGAAAGUUAUGAACUACAGGAGGACAGAUCUGAAGAACGCUGCGUGGCAGAAGCAGGCGGAAACCAUGUCCAAGGAGGUAUCUCAUCUGCAAGGUUGGUUCAGGGGCAUGAGGGACAACUUCACGCGACUAGAAAAGAUACCUAAGUCUGGGUCCGGGCAACGGGUAUUUACAGAGAGGGAGCUCUGGACAUUGAAGAAGUUCCAAUUUCUUCAAAAGAUCGUGUACCACAGACCAGAGCCACUUAGCAGUGUGAAGGAUACAAUUAAUGCAAACAGUGGAGAUCUCUCGGCUGCUGAAACUGAGUGCGCCCUGGACGGCAUGGAGGUGACCGAAGAGGAGGAACAGGCUCCAAAAUCUUCCCAUAAUGCUGGUAGAAAGAGAAAGAGCACGAAGUUGGAAGACACAGUCCUGGCCACAUUACAGGAGCGGCUGCAGGAGUCUGGCCAGCAGAUGAUCCAGUUGCAGCAGGCAAUGCGACCACAGACACCUGCAGAAGUCUUUGGGAACUACGUGAAGGGGACACUGUUGAACUUGUCGGAACGAAAAUUCAAAAAGGCUCGCACGGCAAUCAGCAGGAUCCUAGAAGAGGCUAUGGAAGAUAGCGACGAGGAAGAGCCUCCACGAGUCACACCAUCACGUUCCAGCUCCUUCCAACCCAGCUCUGCACCCCCCUUCUCGUCCUCUCCCAAGCCGGCGGAGCAGUGGCAGCCGGCCCCAGACCUGUGGAAGAGCACUAAACCACCAACUGCAUCGAUAUGGCAAUCCCAGGACUGCGGAUACGUGGAGAGGUACAGAUCCAGCAUGACCAACCAGAUCCCGCCGCCUCCUCAGGGUCCAACGCAGCUCUCCCACCAUCUGCCUAACACCCAACUGCAGCCACAUCAAUACCCGCAGCAGCAGCAUCAGCAACACCAGCACCCCAAUCAUCAACAUCGAUAUCAGCAGCAGCAUCAAUACCACCACCCCAAGCAGCAGCAGAGCGUGUCCGAUAUCAUCCGCAGUGCCCACCAAGUGCUCCCCACAACCUGUGAGCGGGACCUAGGAGAUAUGGCUAACAUCUCAGGCUUAUCUUCAUUAUUGGAGACAUCUUCAACCUCAGGUCAGAUGGCAUCUUCGACCUCGGGCCAGAUGACACCCAGGGAUUCAAAUACUCCUACUAUGUCUGGUGCCGGUGAGAAUCAGUCUUGA